GUGCCAGAAUUGAAAAUUUUAGAAACUUGAGUGACCUACCCACCAGACACCAGAUAUAUAUAUAGAGACACAGAAAACACACCUACCCACAAUCACCGCUCUUCUUUUUCUCGAUAUCUCCGUCGCUGACUGUCAUCUACUCUUUCUUCAUCGGAAAAAGCUUAUUGUAUGGCCGCCAAUUCGCAUAGCCGGAGCAUCGUAAGCUUGGGGAAGCGAUUCGUCAGCCAGAUCCGGACCUCAUCUGCUCGUGAUCCACCUCUCAUUCUCAGGAGGGCCGUGCAUGUAUCGGUCUACGACAAGAACAUAGACGAUCAGGUACGUCCAACACUGGUCCCAGAGGAAGCAAUUACUCGAGCCGAACCCGAAAAGUACUGGGCACCACACCCAAAGACAGGGGUCUUUGGACCUGCAGAUGAGGCUGCCGCUGCGUCGGAACCCGGUGCAACGGAUGCAAGCUCCGGUUCGGUGUUGGAGGAGAAGGCCUUCUUCCGUCCACUGGAGAACUUGGAGAAACCUGCUCACCCGUGAGAAGUACCACCAUAUCUGACUUCCUGGGUUCCGGUAGCGUGAUCUGUGGAGGUCAGUCUACGAUAUGAAUAGUAGUUUAUAUAAGGACUGGUGGUGGUAUGUGGGUUUGUUAUAUAUGUAUGUAGUAAGAAUAAAGGGUGGUGGUGGUGGUGGUGGUGGUGGUGGUGGUGUAAGACACUGGUUAUUGUUAGUGGGUAUGUAGGUAUAACACCAUGGAGCAUGAAAUAUGUAUGUAUGUUGUGGAAAUUUCUAUAAAAGUAGUUCCUUUUAUAAA
Cynara cardunculus var. scolymus (artichoke) is the source of this 802-nucleotide messenger RNA. Its product is annotated as late embryogenesis abundant protein At5g17165-like. Bases 169 to 528 code for a protein of 119 amino acids. The transcript has 2 exons. NCBI's taxonomy places the organism in Eukaryota, Viridiplantae, Streptophyta, Magnoliopsida, Asterales, Asteraceae. The record is from RefSeq and is a predicted model, not a curated record.